Messenger RNA from Polistes canadensis, 4643 nucleotides. Its product is annotated as MATH and LRR domain-containing protein PFE0570w-like. Bases 217 to 4200 code for a protein of 1327 amino acids. The transcript has 4 exons. The record is from RefSeq and is a predicted model, not a curated record. Lineage: Eukaryota; Metazoa; Arthropoda; Insecta; Hymenoptera; Vespidae.
AGAGAGAGAUAAAAUAUAAAAUAAUAUAAGAAAAAUUUAAAUAAAAAUGUUUCAUUAAGUAAAAGUUUACGUGUCGAUUCGUUACUAACCACCAAUGAUUGUACAUGGCCUUCAAAGAUUAUUUACUAUUCUCUGACAACUGUGCAGAACGCUCGAUAUUUAACUUUAGUAAAAUUCUUUCGAGAUCUAUAGUUGUAAAAGGUGUAAUAAUAUAAAAUGGAACCUAAUAGUUGCUUUACGGAGAAAAGAAGAAUAAGAGGAAAAGAUAUUCUUAGAAUGGAUGGUCUUUUACCGCCAACCCGUCGUCUGCCAGUUUGUAAUGCUAUAACUUCUACGUCUUAUAAGAAAAAAGAAAAGAAGUGGUCUAUCGGAGGAAUAUUCAAACGUAUAUCUUCUAUGCGAGAUGAUGACAGCUCUUCUAACGAAGAAGAAAUAGUUUAUUGUAAAAGGGAACCAAGGAAACCUCCCAAAAUCAAUAAGCAAUUGGACAAUAUAGUACUUCAUCCAGUCAAAACUAAUAGUGAACGUCAGACCAAGUCUAAUAAUUUAUUAACUGAAACUAAUAUAGAAAAAUCAAUGGAAUCUCUUAACGUACACGUAGAUUCUGUACAUUCACGUAGUAGCGAUGGUUCUUUGGAAGGUAUGGGAAGGAAAAUAAGAAAAAAUAAAAUGAAAGCACGAGUAGAAGCUAAAAGAGAUCAGAUGUGUCCCAACAGUAGUUCUGAUGAAGAUUCACGUGUUUCUAAUAAUUCAUUGACUAAAUCUCAAUUAGAGGAUCAUCAUUCGCAAAAUAUUUGUAAAACUAAUUCUUAUAACAGACGUACUCGAGCUGCUAGAACAGAACGAUAUAUCAAACGUUUGUUUAAAGAAGAAACAAGCAUAGAUGAUGGCAAUCAAAUAAAUUGUAAGCGAGACAGUUCUGAAUGUUUUAAUGAAGGACAACAUAUUGUUAUCGUUAAUUCGAAUGAUAUGUCUCGUCAAAUAAAACAUUCAAGACAAUCAACAACCAUGAUGCAAUCUAAUGAUCAAGUUCCAAUACACAAGUCGGUUGUGUUAAGCUCUCCAAAUAUCAAUACAGAUAUGAAUCAAAAUAGUUUUUAUGAGAAGAACACUGCUGUUGGUCGUUGGGUGGAACAGGAAUCAAACAAUUGUUUUACACUGUCAUCGGUGAGGGAUAUUGAUCGUCAAAAAGAUCACAUAAUGGAACAAAGAUCUAAGCCAAGAUCAUCUAAUCCACCAGAUCCUCCACCACGUGAUCCUCGUCGUGUUCCUACUUAUGCGUGCCAUUCUUUUCCUUUUAAUGGUAGAAGUCAAAAAAAAAGACUUUUUAAUGGAUAUGCAAAUACAUAUAUGGAUCCAAAAUUCGAUUGUAUUGAUGGUAAACGAGCAUAUAGUUCAAGCGAAGAAAUUACAUGUAUUAACAAUAUUACACAACAUGAUUCACAAAAUAUAUUUUUUUCAGAAUUCGAUAAGAUCAAUAUUUUUCCACGAGAAUAUGUAAAUAAUAAAUAUACGUCGAUGUGUAAUCGUUCGAAUGAGAUUGAACAUAAUCCGUGUCGAUCUCUUCAAAUGGAUGAGCUUGAGGCUUCAAAGUGUAGAAGAAAGAACAAUCGUAAUAAUCAACUUAGUUUGAACGUUAAUGAAUACGAUCAGAGUGUAAAACAGAUUCAAUUAUCAAUGAACUGUGAACAAAAUGGUAUAUAUGGACGAAUCUCGGCACGUAAUACUCGAUCCUCUAACGAACGUUCGUAUCUUACAAAUAAUGAUGGGAAUGAAAUGAAUAUUGAAGAAAAGAACAAAAAGACAAAGAAGAUGGAUGAGGAGGCAGCUUUAGAGAGAAAACAAUCAUCGAAGAAUCUUGAGGAAGCUAUUUUCGAGUUGGAAGCAAUAUACAAUAGUUUACGACUUGGAGAUGAGGAUUUGUUAGAUCGUGCUGAAAGAAGAAGCAUGGAAGAAUUUAGUCUUAGACAUGGACAACCUGAAGAUAAACUAGUGAAACCUGAUAGUUGUGAUUCACCAGAUAGAUCGAAAGACGAUAUGGCCUAUAGAAGAAUGCAUCCUGUUGAACGACCAACUUUUUUGUCAGAUAUUAUUGGACAAUCAUCACUUUCAAACAUCAGUUACCUUAUCGCUUCACCUGUGCUUUCACGUAGAGACAAUGUGUUUGAUGAAACAAAAACACCUAUUGGCAUAACACGUCGUGAUGAGCCGGAUGUAACGAAAGAUGAUGUUGUUUUUCGUAGUAUACAUCAUGCCAAUAAUACUCUUAAAGUUAUUGAACCUCAACCACCUUUUGGUAUACCACUUGGACCAGUGACCACUGCUACAGAGAGCGACUAUCUGCACACAGUGCCAAAUAAAUCUAAUCCACCUCGUUCGCUAUAUAUACCACAAUGUGAACCUGAUGUCGUUACGGAUGAUUUAGCUUUCAGGACACUUAGAAAGGAUUCCACAACAACACCAACAAAGAAUAACGUAGAUAAUCUAAUAGAAAGUUUCAAUGAAUUUCCUACUAAAAAAAAGAGAGCCGUUAGAUCUCUGUCUGCCAAUCUUUAUGGGCUAAUAAAUCAAGAGCGUAUACAUUUGCACAGACAACCAAGCCUUUGUGAGAUUAAAGAUGAUGUCGAGAAUAUAGAUAGUAAUCGUAAGUCCAUAGAAAAAUUAGAUUAUUUUAGACGUGUUGUCAGCGACGGCGAAUUAUCCGAUCAAGGUAAUACGAAGUGGUAUGGUGAAAAAUAUACAAAAAAUAAUUUUGACAUAAAUGGAAAUCAUCAUGAUUCUGGUCCUUGUAGAAAAAUGCUACGAGUUUAUGUCUCGCCGUCAACGACGAUGCAAUGGUCGGAUAAAAACUCAAACAAUCGAGAAGAUACGCCAACGUCAACUUUUUUUAGUGCUACCAGGCGGACUUCAUCUGUUGACAUUAAUCAAGAUUCUUGGAAACCCACUCGUAAUGAUUCCUUAACUGGUAAAGAUAAUACAGAUUCAGAUUUUACUGCAUAUAGUCGCUUGUGUCAAGACUUAGUAAAUAUAAUCAAAGGAACAGAUGAACCAGAUAUAAAAACCAACGAGCAGGAUGAAGUAAUAAUUGAAGCCAAAAACUCAAUUCGUGAAAAUAAAGUUGAGAUAGAGCCUUUAAUUACAGAAUUACGUAAUGAACUUCUUGAUAAUACACUUCAAGAACGGUCCAAUGAUUUUAAGAGAAAGGAGACAAAUGAAACAGAGGAAUGCAUUGACUCAAAGUUGGAUGAAAGAAAUAUUUUUGAAAUUGAAGAUGAUAAACUCGAUUAUUAUCUUCGUAUGGCGAAUGAGAAUGUAAAAAUGAUUGCAGAGGCUUUUAGCAGCGUUGCUGACCACAUAUGGGAUGGCCUUGACGUUGUUCCUGGAGAUGAUUCAUCGAGCCAUCUUAGAACCGACAGCGAUAACACACGUGAAACUAGCACGCGUUCGUCAUCAUUAUUAGUAGAGGGAGAUGAAAAGACAAAGGAUGAAAUGUCAACGUCCUCAAAAAACGAAGAUCUUGUUACAAUAAGUGUAGCAUCCGACGUAUCUAAAGAAAAACUUGAUGUUCCUAAUCUUAAAAAAAAUAACGUUAGAUAUCCAUCGGAAAUUGAAAUCGAUCUUAACAGAGCCGUGGAAGAUCUACAAAUAGCUGCAGCUAGUUUAAAUGGUAGCGUGCAAGAAAUGAAAGAAUUGGAGAUUCAACUUGCGAGACUAGGUGAAGGUUGCAUGGCUAUCGACGUCGAAGACGAAAUUAACAACAAAAAUGAACAGGAGAAGGAAGAGAAAGGGGAGGAGGAAGAAGAGGAGAAAGAGAAAGAGAAAGAGAAAGAGAAAGAAGAAGAGAAGAAGGAGGAGAAAGAUAAACUUAAAUUAUUUAUCGUAGAGAAGAAAAAUGUUAUAUUUGAGUCAAAUAUCGAACAAGGAGAAGGAGGAGGAGGAGCAAAGAAAAAUGUUGAACAGGAAUGUAAGAUGUUGGAGCCAAUAGAAACGGAAGAUGACAGCAGGCCUAUUGCAGUUCGCGAAGGUGAGAAGAAUGUAUGGGAGAUUGAUUUAAAAACGUACGAGAAUUAUUUCGCACGACCGAUCGAAAUACGUGUUCCUUAUGUAACUAACAUCAUUACUAUAACUAUAACAGAAUAUUCCAUGGUUUUACUCGCUUGCUUCCUUGCACUGCUUUUAGCAAUCGUAGCAGCGUCGUGAGAACGAUCUCAUCAAAGUGCAUUUAUAUGGUAUCACAUAUUUAUGGUGGGUCAUGUGUUUUUUUACCCUGGGGUUGUGCCAUCGUCAUUUGUAUUUUCGUCUUACUAAUGUCGUAGGUCUCCAGGAUAAUAUUCGUUCGGCAUGCGAUAAAGGUUACCAUGCGAAUGUGUAAACUCGAUUACCGUGAUGUCGUGGAUUCACGAAAGGCGGCGAAAGGUGUGUGUUCCCUCUGAAUUUUUCAAUAAAACAAAAAAAAGAAAAAGAAAAUUAAAAUAAAAAUAAAAAUAUAUACAUGCAACUCUACGAAUUGAUUCAGAUAGAAACGAUUUUCUUGUUGUUCUCGUUGUUGUUGUUGCUGCUGAUGCUGUUAUUGUUGCUAUUGUUACUGUUGUUGGUUUUAAUAAAGUUUAGACAUUUGUGCUGCAUCUUUUGCCAAAAUCUAA